Oncorhynchus gorbuscha (pink salmon) is the source of this 6114-nucleotide messenger RNA. RefSeq names its product enolase-phosphatase E1-like. The record is from RefSeq and is a predicted model, not a curated record. The transcript is spliced from 8 exons. Gene Ontology annotation, molecular function: acireductone synthase activity; magnesium ion binding. The coding region runs from base 4786 to 5598 and encodes 270 amino acids. Lineage: Eukaryota; Metazoa; Chordata; Actinopteri; Salmoniformes; Salmonidae.
GAAAUGUCAAAAUUAUAACAAUUAGCUAUUUGUCCCUUCUUCAAAACUGAGCUAACUAGCUAGCCAUAUAGGGAACGACAGUUAUCGUUAGGCUAGCUAGUUAGCGGUCUCACCCCUCAUCCUCUUCGUUUUUGCUGGCAUCAAUCUUUGAUCCCUCGGAUUCUCCUGCCUGGCCGCCCUCUGCAACAGUCGGCGUCUGCUCUUCGGUGCUAGCCUCUCCGUCCUCCUCCAUUUUCACCACAGUUGGAUCUUCACCGGUUUCAAGGUCCGACAUUUUUUAAUGUGGCACAAAUUGCUAAAGGUAGCUAGCUAAGCAGCUGCUGUCGAGGUUGCGUACUACAGCUGCUGUCUGUCUCGUUUGCGUUCGAAAUGGGACUCGUUCUAUUUUGCCACAGAUCAUGUGUAGAACUCAGCUUCACCAAGGUUCUGUAACCGGUCCUGUAACAGCUCACCGGCCAGCAAAAGCUUCAGCUCCAAUGAAUUGGAAGUGUGAAGAGACCAUACCACAGGACAGCGUUUUCUUGUGCAUGCCGUGCUCUCUGCCCGCUAUGUGCGUCGCCCAGAGAUUGUCGUGAUCAGGCGACACACGGCCUGCAAUGAAGUCCCCGCUGGCAGGUACAAACAAGGUACAACAUCAGAGUUAGGAAAAGGAAAACUAAGGAUAGGUCCUUACUCUGUACCCUUAGCAGUACUUUACCUGUUAACAAUGCUAUCAAGUCUCUUUAUGUUAUUUCCUUAUGAACACCUGUUAAAAAGCAAGGGAAAAAGGAGAAUCUACAGAAAAAAAGCAUACGUUUUUUCUGGAGAGCUUAAUAAAAAUAAAACGCUGCACAAGCAUUUUUGCAAUUAAAGAUCUAUAGACAUUACUUUUUAGUUUUGUCAAAAUGGGGGUGUGCAUCGUAAUAGUAACCACUUGCUUUCUCUCAUGAUAGGUUAGAGUAAUUGUUUGGUGUCUAUUGAUCUUUAAAUUUUGAAGUUUUGUUUUAAAAGUCAAGCCUCGGGUGAGAGUGUUGUCUUACCAGAAUUCUAAGCAGGUCCUGUUGGAUCAGAUCAGCUCAGUAAGGCUGGUAGUUGUUCUGGUGGGUUGUGACCUCUCGAGAGGCCUUCCCAUAGCUGCUCUGCUGGCCUAUGGGAAGGUCAAGGGUUAGAGAUCAGAAAGAUGAGUGUCACAGGCUAACUAAACAAAAACGUAGCAAAAGGUUUUUAUCAAGGGAGUUUAGUUGACAUGGCAGUCACGGUGCAUGGGAGUUUUUUUAAAGUUCACUUUUCUUUUUGGGGGUAAAUGGCAGCAGUAAUCACAUAUCAGUGGGAUGUAGUCUGCAGUGUUUGUCAACCCAGUUGUGUUAUUUUUGCUUGGACUUUCAAAUUCACUGUUAUUGUAUCAGUAUUGAGAUGCACAAUCAUGUGUCAAGACAUAUGUACCAAAAACUCUAAGCUCAGCUGUGUUUUAUAUUAUAUACCCAGGAAUUGAACUAAAAGUACUCUCAGAAGUGUGUGCAAUACAAAUGUAAUCUUAGAACUUUACAUGAGCUGAAUGAUCAUUAAUGUUGCAAGUGUUCCCCGUAAAAUAAAAGUGCAUUGCCUCGAUAUGGAGGACCCCUCAAACAUGCACCAGAGCAAAGAGACCCAAGGCAGGCAGCAUUACAGACAUCUGUUUUAUUUUUUUCCAGAGCUAUUGAUUACAUACAAGGAUAAUUUUUUCCGCCUGUUGUUGUCUUAGCUAGAAGUACAUGAGUUGUUGUUGGGGGCUGAAAGGCACUGCUUGUUUCGAUAGUUGGCAUCAAUAGUGUAGCUUACCAUUGUAGUCGUCGUAUCCCUGUCCAUAACCAUAACUAUUAUAGUUGUAGCCAGAGUAGUCAUAGCCCGCGUAGCCAUUGUAGCCCUGGUUGUAUCCAUUGCCGUAGCUACCAUAGUUCUGGCUGUAGUAGCCGUUGUAACCUUGGUUGUAGUUACUCUGACCUGCACAGAGACAAUGGAGAGGUUCAGUGUGACAAGCCUAUAUUGUAGUUUCAAAGGCAUUUGUAUGUCUUGAUUUUCUUUUCAAUAUACUGUAAUGCAUGCCCUUUUCAGUUGUCAGUACUGUCAUUGUUGCAUGUGUCAAAUGCCACACAAGAAAUUCCUUGUUGGAAGAAUAAAUAAUGAUACGGACAGAUGGGGGGGGAGAAAAAAGAUGUGCAUUCUUCAGUGUCAUAGGGUAGAUGUACCUCCUCGUCCCCGGCCCCUGUAUCCUCCACCUCCUCUCCCUCCUUCGUAGCCUCCCCGCUCUCCUCUGUGUUGUUGCUGCUGUCUAUACACUUCUUUGGGCUGGGCCACUUUGAUUUCACACUGCAGAGAAAUCAGCCCAUUAACCAAGACACUUGUGGAAAACAGUGAUGACACUUUCUUCAAGUACCUACAGUCACAUGUUAUUUGACUGCCAACAUUCUUCAAAAUGGCUGUCUAAACUAAGUUGGUUAAAUAGCAUAGAAAUAAUAGCUUUGCCUAUCAGCGCAAGAUGUGUAACAGCGUUCAAAUGGUCAUUGUGAAUAAGUGGAAUCCAGCUACCUUUCCACUCCCAACUUGGUGGUAUCUGCACUCCAACAGCUUUUGAACAGGAGUCUCCUCACAGUAGGUCACAAAGCAAAACCCACGUCGCUCGUUGGUUUUGGUGUCCAUGGGAAGCUCAAUGCUGUCAAUCUGGAAACAAGGUUUCUCUCAGUGGCUAAUGAAGACAGUAAUCAUAAUUCUGCAUACCUCAGUCUUUGUACCACGUGAAGGCGGUAAAUUAUACAAUAGCAUCAGCUCUAGCUCCAUUGCCACACUCGCUCAGUGGACUUACAGCUUCCAAAAAAGUGUGGGUUUACAAUAUCUAAAAACGUAGAAUAAAACAUAUGAAUACGUUGACAGUGCACUCAUUGUCACUCUUACAUCUCCAAAAGCGCCAAAGUAUUCUCUGAUUUCCUCCUCUGGGGUAUCUGGGCUGAGGCCUCCAACAAACACCUUCUUGGGCGGUUCCUUCCCCUUCAUGGCUUUGGCCCUCUUUGGAUCGAUCAGCUUCCCAUCCAGCUUGUGCUCCUUCAACUCCAACACCUGCAUACAGGAUAAUGUGUCAGUAAAACAGGGUGUGUGUGUGAUCAAGUGAUGUGAGUGGAUGCCAACUAUGUAUGUCUUGAAAUGAUUUUGUUCAGAAUUAAGAGAGCAAGACAAGAAGAGACAGCCUGUCCUGUUCUCUGCUCAUUGAGUCUGUUCUAGUGCUUACCCGGUCUACACUCUCUGAGUCUCUGAAGAGAACAAAGCCGAAGCCCCGGGACCGGCCCGUCAUCAGGUCUGUUUUGAUGGUGCAGUCCAGAACCUCUCCAAACUUCGACAGGUAAUCCGUGAGGUCUGUUUUGCUGGUGUCCCAACUGAGCCCUCCAAUGAACAUCUUGCUGUGAAUGGAGAACCAAGGAGACAAAUGCAGUCUAUCAGACAGUCAUAACUACGUCUUUGUUAUACAUCCCUAACAACCCGAGUCACUAGCUAUGACUUUGUUCUUAACUGACUUGCUUAGUUAAAUAAAUGCCUAAUUUACUUUAGGUCAAGCGGUUGUCACCAGCUAGCUGAUUAGGCCUAACGAUUCAAACUGUAUAGAACGGUUAGCUAUAAAGGCAACAGCUAGAUCAGUAAACUGUAUCUAACUAGAUACUACACACACACUUCUGAUUCUAGCUUGGGUGGCCACUAAGUGCAUGUACAGGACAUGUGUAGCUAUUUGUUGUUCUGUCAGUAUUCGAAAAACCAGCAGUAACGUUAACGUAGUGUAAGAGAAAAAAAGAGCGCCAAUAACCAACGACGUCAAUCUGAUGAUAAACUAGCUAACUACAAAUAACGCGGUGACUACAUGUCACAGCACAUAGCCAACCCCGUUUGCCCACUUAGCCACUUAGGGAACUUGGCCUGAAUGACAUGACGCCAGUUAGCUUUGCAUGCAUGAUCACAACAGGGUCUGGCUAAUAUUGGCUAGUAACCUAAUACACGUUAACGUGUUACCAGACCAAUAACACGCUACGUUUGAAUCAAAUAUAACGUAGGUGGUCUCCAGCUGGCAGAAAUAACAGUAGCUGGUUAGCUACACCUAUUAGCUAGCUACUCUUGCUGAAAGUAGCUAGCUAGGCUAACAUAGCUAGGCUAACGUCAAGCCGCUUUACCCGUCGUCCUGCUGGUUUUUGCUUGCAUUUAUCUUGGAGCCCUCUGGAAACUCGUCUGUACUGAAGUCAACCUGGCCUUCGGUCUCCAUUUUCGAAUGUCACCCGGUUGUUAAAUAGAAAUGUGUAUUUAACGUUAGGCCUGAUUGCAAAAUACUUUUGGGGACGAAUUCAGUCGCGAUUGCUAUGUAAAAUGGCUGACAUCAAGGGCGGACUGGGUUGCGGGGAGUGACGCAGAUGAUGUGGUUUGUUUGCGGCGGCUCAGUGGGGGAGGCGCUGUUGUCUUUGCUACAAGCACUUUUUUUACGGAAAUUACUGAUUGGUAAUGUUACCUUCUGAUCACAGAUGAUCAUCAUUACAAACGACUUCCUGGGUUUAAUACAAUUUUACCAAUGGCAAUUUAUUCUAAAAUCUCUGUUUUUACUUUCUUCAUUAUGGUUCGAAAAUUAAAAGCAACACGGUAAAUGACCUUUUUGUUGACUCAAAACGAAAUACUGCAUAUGAUUUCCAUUAUUAUCAACAAACACCAAAGAGACUGAACAGAGGUUUCAAACAUCUCUGCAAACACUUCUGUCAGAUACUGUAAUAUUUACCCAGGAGAAUAUGAUAUCUGCGCAAACGCAUGUGGCUCUGUCGCCAUCUAGGUUUACUUUUCAGACAGUGCCACGCGAAGCAUCGUUGCCUAUGGCGCCACCAAAGCCGCGGUCUGGGAAACUACUUCAAGGUCUCAAGGGACAUUUUAUUCCCAUACAUCAAAGAUCAUCUCGAGGAGUAUCUGUCGGCGCACUGGGAAGAAGAUGAAUGCAAACAAGACGUGCAUCUCCUUAAGAAACAGGUUGAGGAGGACCUGCGUCUGCACCGGGCUUGUGCGCAGCACUCCCUGGACCAGUCUGGGCACACGGACGAGGAGAAAGCCAUCAGGGAGGUGGUGGACAACGUGCUGUGGCAGAUGGCUUCGGACAGGAAGUCCACGGCUCUGAAACAGCUGCAGGGACACAUGUGGAGGGCGGCCUACGCUGCCGGGAGAAUCAAAGGCGAGGUGUACCAGGACGUGGUUCCAUCCAUCAGGAGGUGGAGACGGCAGGGCCUGAAGGUUUAUAUCUACUCCUCUGGCAGUGUGGAGGCUCAGAAACUACUGUUUGGAUACUCUGUAGAGGGAGACGUACUAGAUCUAUUUGAUGGCCACUUCGACACCAACAUAGGCACUAAAGUAGAAAGCAAAAGCUAUGUGAGGAUUGCAGAGAGAAUGGGCUGCCCACCUGAAGAAAUCAUGUUCCUGACAGAUGUCACACGAGAGGCCAAGGCAGCGGAGGAUGCUGGUGUGAACGUGGCUGUAGUGGUGCGGCCAGGGAACAUGGAGUUGACAGAGGAAGAAAGGUCUCACUAUAACCUCAUUACAACUUUCAGCCAACUGGAAGUGAAUGGCAGCGCUUAACACUGGAGAAGAGGGUAGGGGGAGGAGGUAGAAAUGCUGCCGUCUGGUUUUCCCCUUCACCUCCCCAAAGUGUAUGCUCAUUGACUCCCCCUUGGGGAUAUAAAAAAUGAUUGGUCUUCACAUGGGAGUUUUCACCAUAUCUUACACCUUUGCAUUGUUUUUAAAUCUGAGGGGGAGUAACGAAUGCACACUUCGGGGAGAAGGGUAGAGAAACAGAACACAACCAGAGAGUGGGAGAAUACACUCACUCACUGGCCCUGUUCUAUCAAGUUCCCGCUUCCCCUAGCACCUGCUGCCCUUAGGUCUAAUGAAAGGACUGGAACGGUAAGAGCCACGUGAUGGACGAUCCUCUGUUGUUGAACACAGGAACUGUCGGGUAUUCAGGCUACGCACAGGGUGGGUGGUGGGCAACAAGCACUAAGAGCCGUACCAGUCUGCAGACUGCACGUUUAAGGGACAUGACAGGGCUACUUUUUUCUUUUUUUAAACAUUUUAAAUAAAAACUAUUUAAUUUGA